Messenger RNA from Helicoverpa armigera (cotton bollworm), 9211 nucleotides. RefSeq names its product trichohyalin. Gene Ontology annotation, biological process: intracellular signal transduction. Bases 269 to 9187 code for a protein of 2972 amino acids. The record is from RefSeq and is a predicted model, not a curated record. The transcript is spliced from 10 exons. Lineage: Eukaryota; Metazoa; Arthropoda; Insecta; Lepidoptera; Noctuidae.
AAUACUGAAGAAAUGUCGCGGUGUUUUCAAAACUAAAUUGAAAUAAAUUAAAAUUUUGUUGUAGAGAUAUAAGGAACAAGUUUAUAUUAAAUGAUUACCUAGGCGAUGCUUACACUUUUUGCUUUUGAUUGCUUUAUUAAUGUUAUACUCUGAAUAUAACAAUCAAUGUCUACCAAAUCUUUAGUGGUUUACAAAAACGGUGCUUAUUUUUUUAUGGCUUAUGUUCUGAGAAUAGAAGGAUCAAAUUGCUUGUGUGAAGAAAGGAAACAUGAAUAAUAAAUCAGAAGCCAAGGUCCCCAAUGAUGAGGGAAACUGGCAGUCUAUCGAGAUAUAUUUAUUUUCAAAUGGACAACAGUACUCUCCGCCGAGGAAGUACCAUUUGCAGGCUGAAGAGCUGAACUGGUGGGAUGCCACGCUGAACCACUUGGCGCGCUCACAUUAUGGAAUCCAGCAUCCACUAAUUUAUUUGUACACAAUUGAUGGCCGCCUGGUGGAAGGGCCACUGGAGCUCAAAGAUGGCCAAGCAUAUGUGGCUGUUGAGCCACCAGCAACAUUCAUUGAUGCCGGCUACCAGAAGUAUCUUAUAAGAGCUUCUCGGUCCUGGGAAAAGAGGCAAGCCAAGAAGAAAUCUCAAGAAAGCUACCGACUACCACCAUGUUGCACAUGCCCCGAUAAUGACUGUCAGCUCCAUGGAACAUGUUGCUUGUGCCCCGAAAAGGAAAGAGCAGCGUUUCUGGAGCCUUUGUUGCCCGCAACCCCUCGCCGGAAUUCGCCAGGCGGACAAUACGGACAUGGAAAACCGAUCCCACCUGACCCGCCUGCGGAUAACGGAAAAGCUGCAGAGGGUGAAAUUGGAGUCAGAGUGGGCGAACGUAGAUCUGUGCCUUGUGAAGAACCUUUACGAAGUGGAUAUGAAUCUGGAGUGGAGGAAAGUGACCUUACAUCGGCAGGACGUGGACAAAGAGGGGGUGAGCAUAGACCUAGACCUAAUGACAGUAAUAUACCAAAUGAAUAUGAAGCUAGAUUGGAUGAGAGUGAAAGUAGGCCGGAUGAUCACGGACGACAAUUGGGUAAAUCCAAAAUACCAGAGGAGAAAGAUAUGGUUGAUCAUCAGGAUAGUUUGCAAUCAAUCGCAAAAGUAAUACGCAGUAGUUCAUUUCCAUCUGGUGAAUACAAAAUGGUACCGAAUGAUGACUCGACUAGCCCUGACAAAAAAAUAAAUUUGACUUCUGAACAAGAAGUUAAACCGACUGAUUAUGAAGUUAAGUUAGGUGAAAAAGAACCGCGGACAUGUGACGUUAGACCUGAAUUAGACGAAAGUGUAGCUGGAACAGACGAAAGUGAAACCAGUUUAGAUGAAAAUAGAGAUACGCGCCAUGAAGAUGCAGUCAAAUUAACGGAACAAAGACCUAUACCGACUAGGCAAUCAACUGAUCAAAUUAAAUCUAAUGGUGAACCUGAAAGAGAUCAAGGUGAAGGAGAUGAAGGUGAAGUACAUCAACCUGAAACAGACGUUCGUGAAGGAAUAUUUGACCCUGACGGGAAAAUGUCUGAGCAGGGAUCUAUAAUUCAAGAAAAUAGUAAGUCGGAUCAGCACAGGUCUGGCUCCGAUGAAAGCGGCUUUAAAACGGAUGACCAUGUACCAUCUACACAUGCUGAAUGUAGAUCGCAUAAUUAUUCAGUUAAGUCCCGUAAAAUUAAGGAGAAACCUGGUGAAACUGGACCCAAGUCAAGUGGUCGUGGAUCAAUGCAAGACAGCGAAAAAGAAUUAGAAGAGGAAGCAACCAGACCUGACAAAUAUUCAAACAUGCUGGGUGAACAUGAAGGUAAUUCGAAUGAAAAUGAUGAUAGAUCAGAGAAACAUAACCUUGAAAAAGAAGACAAAGAGUAUGAAACAAAUAACGCUUUGGGUAAACAAGAAGAAAAGGUAUCUGAAAAUAAAAGAAAAAACAGUAAACCAGAAUGUGGCAUGUUAAUUAUUAUGCGUAAUUUCCUAACUGAUAAUUCUAGUCCUAAAGAAAGUCCUUUAGGUAGCACAGGGAGUACUACCAAGAUUAGAAAAGAUAUCGAAAGAAAAAGGCGAGACAGUGAAUUGAUCAGUGAACAAAAUGACAACAACAUUGUAUCGGGAGUCACAACGGGCGUGAAUGGAGGCCGAGAAGCUAAAGGUAAAGAAAAUCAAAAUGAACUGCAGCGCAAAUCACCUGAUCAAGAAAACAAAACUGGUGAACGUGGAAUUAAAAAUAAAGAAAGUGAAAGUAGUUCGGAUGAUCCCAACAAAAACAAGUCUUAUAAGUAUUUACAACAUGGAGAAAGGAGCGCAGAAAUGGAACAUGCAUAUCAACAAGGUGGUACAAAGGAGGAACCAAGAGCCAUAGAACAAGAACAUGGUAGUGGUUUGUCAGAGGGCAGAGAUAGGGAACAUGCGCAUAGGACCGUAUCCCGAGAAGCGGCACGAAAUGGUAGAGUGGGUGAAAAAAAACACAAUGGCAGAGAAAGUAAACAAAGGAGUGGAGAAUGUGAAAAUACCAGAAAAGUAGUCCCACAAAGAUCUGAAUCAGAGAAAGGUGAGCCAGAUAAAAAGCAUAGAGAACAUGAGCAUAUCGCCAGUACCCUAGGACCUGCACAAGAUAGAAGAGGAAUAGAAUUAAAAACUGGACAAGGCAGUGAGGCCAAGGAAAGGGAACAUGAUAUUACUAGAGCUGGUGAACUAAAAGCCAUGGAGCAGGAAAAUGAUAAAGAAAUGUUAGAUGAAACGGGAAAAGAACGUGAACAUAGAGACAAAGCUGGAGAAGCUGCACGCGAAGGCAAAGAGGGAAAACCGAAAACUAGACAACAAAGAAACAAUGGUAGGCCAAGUGAAGAAAGGAGAGGAGAACAUGAACAUUCUAGCACACUAGUCCCACAUAGAAUCGGAGAGAUUGGUCAAGUUAGAAAAACAGAAACGAGUGCCGUACAACAAGAACAUGAUAGUGGUGUGCCAGAGAAAAGGCAUGGAGAACCUAUGCAUGGCAGCAGUACCGUAGGAACUGCACUAGAUGGCAGAAUGAGAGAACCAAAAACUAGACAGCAAAACGAAGGUAGUAUACCGAGUGAGGCUAUGCGAAGGGAAAUUGAUGUCACCAGAGAUGAUGAAUUAAGAACUGCCGAGCCCGGUCAUAACAGCAGAGGAAAACCGGGAGCCAAGCAACAGGAAAAUGAUAAAGGAGCGUUGGACCAAAAAAGCAGAGAACGCGAACAUGCGAGUGGAGCCGAAGGAGCCGCACGCAAUGUCAGAGAGGCAGAGUCAAGAAGUAGACAACAAAGAAACAAUGUUAGGCCAAGUGAAGAAAGGAGUGGAGAACAUGAACAUUCCAGCACACUAGACCCACAUAGAUCCGAAGAGACUGGUGAUCAAGUCAGAAAAAGAGAUGCCGUACAGCAAGAACAUGAUAGAGGUGCGCCAGAAAAAAAACAUAGAGAAACUAAGCAUGGCAACAGUACCAUAAGAGCUGCACAAGAUAGCAGAGAGACAGAACCAAAAACUAGACAACAAGGAUCAGGUAGUAGAGCUAGUGAGGUCAACGGAAGGGAAAACGAUGUCACUAGAGAUGGUGAAAUAACAAUCGACGAGUUUGGUCAUAAUACUAUAGAAGGUAAAGCGAGAGCCAUGCAAAAGGAAAACGAUAAAGAAGCGUUAGACGAAAGGGGAAGAGAAUAUGAACAGGGGAAUAGAACCGGAGAACCUGCAAGCGCAGGCAAAGAGAGAGAAUCAAGAACUAGAAAGCAAAGAAACAAUAGUAAGCCAGGUGAAGAAAGGAGUGGAGAACAGGAACAUACCAGCACACUAGUCCCACAUAGAACUGGAGAGACUGGCGAUCAAGAACAUGAUAGUGGUGUGCCAGAAAAAAUGCAUAGAGAACCUAAGCAUGGCAGCAGUAUCGUAGGAACUGCACAAUAUAGCGGAGAAAGAGAACCAGAAACUAGACCUCAAGAAUCAGCCAAUGUAGCGAGCGAGGUCAGGGUUAGAGAAAAACAUGUCACCAGAGAUAGUGAACUAACAACCGACGAGUCUCUUCGUGAUACCAAAGGAGAAAAAGCGAGAGCCCUGCAACAUGAAAAUGAUAAUGAAACAUUAGACGAAAAAAGAGAAGAGCGUGAACAUGUGAGCAGAGCCGAAGAAGCUGCACGCAAUGUCAGGGAGGGAGAGCCAAGAUCUAGACAAGAAAGAAACAAUGGUAAACGAGUAACGAGUGCAGAUAGAAAUGACCAACAUAAACAUAUAGUCCCACAAAGAUCUGAAGAUACUGGUCAUCAUGUCAAAAGAGGAGAAUCGAGUAGCGAACAACAAAACCAUGAUAGUGGUGUGCCACAAAAGAAGCAAAGGGAACAUGAACAUGGCAGCAGCACCGUAAAAACUGCACAAGAUGCCAGAGAAAGAGAACCAAAAACAAGGAAACAAGGAAAAGGCAGUAGAGCUAGUAAGGUCAGGGGAAGAGAAAAUGAUGCCACCAGGGAUGGAGAACGAACAACCGACGAGUCUGGUCAAGAUAUCAUAGCAGAAAAAGCGAGAGACAUGCAACAGGAAAACGAUAAAGAAACGUUAGAUAAAAAGGGAAAAGAACGUGAACUUAAGAGUAGAAACGGAGAACCUGCACCUAAAGGCAAAGAGGGAGAGCCACCAAGAACUCGACAGCAAAGAAACAAUGGUAGCCCUAGUAAAGAAAGGAGUGAAGGACAUGAUCACACCAGCACAGUAGUCCCACAUAGAGCCGGAGAGAGUGGUCAUCACGUCAGAAAAGGAGAUACGAGUGCCGUACAACAAGAGCAUGAUAGAGGUGUGCCAAAAAAAAGGCAUAGAGAACCUAAACUUGUAAGCAACACCUUAGGAUCUGCAAAACAUAGCAGAGGGGGAGAACCAAAAACCAGACAAAAAGGAAAAAAUGGGAGAAUGGAGGAAGACAGGAGAAGUGAACACGAUGUCAUUAAAAAUGGCAAAUUAAGAAGUGUUGAGCCUGGUAAUAGCAAAGGAGAAGAAGUGAGAGCCAUGCCUCAGGAAAACGAUAGUAAAGGAUACGAAAAGGGAAGAGAACGUAAAAAUGCGAAUAGAGAUACAGAAAGGGAACACAGUAGUAGAGUCCAAAAAACUGUAAAUGGGGACCGAGAGGAAGAACCAAGAGUUAUGCAACAAGACCACGGUAGUAGAGCGACUGAGGACAAAGAUACAAAUCAUGCCAGCAGUGCCAGUGAACUAAGUGUUGACCAGACUGAACGCAUUGACACAGAUGGAUCACCAGAAAGUAAACAACAAAGACACGGUCGUAAAGCGAACGAAGAAAGAAGAAGUAAAGGUGACGUAAUCCGAGAUAGUGAACAAAGAACUGAAGAGGCUAUACAUGAUCGCGUAAGAGGAAAAGCGACAUCCAAACAACAAAAACAUGGAAGUGGAGUGAACGAAGAAACUACAGAAGAAAGUGAAGAUGCCGGAAGAUCCGAAGACACUGAAAGUGAUAGUAGAAAACCGAGACCUGAACUGUUAAAGCACAGUGGUACAGCGAGUCAAGAAGGGGGCAAACAAACUGAGUAUACGAGCUACGUAGUUCCGCAGAGAACCGGAGAGAUUGGCCAUCAUAUCAGGAGAGGAGACGCAAUUGCCAAGCAACAAGAUAAAAGAAGUGGAGCGAGUGCGGAAAUUAGUAAGGAACGUAAAUACGCGAGCAGUGCCGAAGAUAGUGAAUGCAGAGAGGGAGAACCAAGAACAAGACAUCAGAGAUCCGGUACUGAAGCGAGUGAGGACAGAAAUAGAAAACAUGAUGUAACCAGAGAUAUCGAAAAAAGAACUGGUCGCUAUGGCAGAGAUGCUAAAGCCAGGCAACAAGAACAUGAUAAUGAAGCGUUAGAAAAAAGGGGUAUAGAACGUGGAUAUGGGAGCAAAGCCUUCGAGCAAAAGGCCAGGGAGUCUGCCUAUAGCGAUAGAGCAGGUUAUCCAAGAGCCAGUAGUAAGGAACGUGGUGCCAAAGCGAUUAAUGAAAAAAGCAAAACAAGCAAAGGAAGCUCUCAAAACACGCGUGAGACAGGUCAUCACGGUAAACCAGGAGAAAUGAGAGCCAGUCAACAAGAACAUGGAAAAGGAGCGAGCGAAGAAAUUAUUAAAGGGCGCGAAUAUUCCAGUAGAGCCAAAGACACUGAACGCAAUGCCAGAGACGGAGAACAAAGUACUAGACAUCAAGAACACGGUAAAAGACCAAAUGAGGAUAGGGAUCAAGAAGAGGAUGUAUCCAGAAAUGGUGAACAAAGAAAUGGAAAGACAAGUCAUAUGAAAGAUGGAGAAGGGAGAGCCAGGCAACAAGAUCACGGUAACGGAGUGUUAGAAGAAAGGGUUAGAGAACGGGCACAUGGGGGCACUGCCGGAGAAAUCGAACGCGAUGGCAGAAAAAGGGAACCAAGAUCUAUACAACAACGACAUGGUGUUAAAGCGAACGAAGAAAAAGGUAAAGAACGUGAUGUUAAUAGAGAUGGCGAACAAAGAACUAAAGAUACUGGUCAUGACAACAGAAGAGGAGAAGCCAGAGCCAGGCAACCAGGUCGAGAAUAUGGAAGCAAAUUCGGUGAGCAACGAGCCGGAGUGUCUGGCCAAGGUCGUGUAAAAGAAGAUCCAAGAGCCAGUAGAAAAGAACGUGGUGGAGUGCUGACUGAUGAAAGGGGCAAAGAACAUGUAUUUUCAACCAAAUCAGGUUCACAAAGAACUGGGGAAAGUGACCAUCGUCCUAGGCGGAAAGACCAAAGAACUAGACAAAGUGAUCAAAAGGUCGGGGGUCAUGAAAUCAGAGUCGGUGAUCAUGAAGCUAGGGGUGGUGAUUUUAGUGUCAGGGCUAGUUAUAACGGGGCCAGAGUCAGUAACCCUAAUUCCAGAUCAAUUGAGACUAGUGCGAGACCAGGUACAACUGGAGCCAGAGCUAGUCUUAAGGAUAGGAUAAAUCCUAGAACCAGAUUGGGUGAACCCAGGCUAGGUCUACCUGCAGUCAAAGCAGAUGAACCUGCGGCACGAUCUGAUCAACCUUUCGUAAAAGACAAUGAGGAUAAACCUAAAAUUAGAGUCAGUAAUGUAGAGUCCGUAGCGGUCGAAAGUGAAACGGGGGGAACCGGAGCAGCUGGAGUUCCACGCAUAUCUGAAGCUCAGCAACAUGUUCGAAACAGUAACGUAAGUGAAAGAACACCAUCAAUGGAAAGAAAACGCUAUUCGUCCUUAAGGAGGCCGACUCCUUAUCCAAUUAUUCCCUUACUUCCAAGAAAAUCUGACGAUAAGAAACAAAUUGAAACUAACAAGGAUGCCCCUAAAAGAAAGCUGUCGGACAAAACACCUGUUUCGGCGACCAAUGAAAUUGAUAAAAGACAUAUACAAAAAGAAACACCAAAGUAUCCAAUCAAAAGCAUUGUUCCACCUGCCGUUCCCCCGCCGACAGCAAAUUUUAAUCAAAUUCCAUUUACAUCAAAAUCUACUUCACUUACCAAGGUGAUAUCUAACCACAAGAGUCUUUUGACUGAUAGCGGUCCUGUGGAGAAAGCUUUCGAUAACAACGAAAUCGUUGUUGUGUCCACAAAUCUAUUCAGAAAUCAGGAAAGCGAGAUUACGUCUAUGAGAUUGGAUGCGGUCAAACAUGUUUUUGAUAGCAUGAAGGAUUUUCCAGAUGAGAUAAUAAAACUACCACAAAACAUUCCUUCUAGUAACGUUAAUGAGGGAGUCCAAACAUUAACGGAAUUAGUUUCAGAAGCAGUUGACAAACACGGUCAUGCAGUAUCCAGUUGCAAAGGCAGAGGUGGAUGCACGGUUUCUAGCCAACGAGACAACACGGUCGCUACCGACGAUCCUAAAGAAAACUUUAUAUCAAUUUUAAAUAAAGGUGAUGUUGUCAACCUGAAAUUAAACAUUGAAGUUCGCAACGACCAGUCCAAAAAACCAGUAAAUUUUUGUCAGAAGAGUGGUCGCAAGUCGCGGUCGUUAACAAAUAUUACGAGAACAGAGAAAUGUUCUCAGAUAUCUAUUGACGACGAUAUAUUAGCACAAAGCAAGUCGUUGCAGUCUCUGCUGAACAACGAGUAUUUUCGCGGAUGUGCAUCCGACGGUCGUCCAAAGAUAUUGGUUGUCCAGUGCGCUUGUUGUGGAAGAUCGAACAACUCCCCUCGUGAUCCUCCGCGAAGCAGUGACAGUAAAAAGUAUUUCGUGUUGCUGCCAAACCCACACCAACAAGACAAAAAUGAGAGAUGUAAUUGUGAAACGCACGGUCAGUCCAACAGCCACAAAAUUCUUCCACAGUCACAAAAUUCAACUUCAGAACACACAAUAAAAAAGACUCUUUCAAACAUAUCCUUGGAAACACUUACGGCAAAGGGAGUGUCAACACACAGGCGUGACUUAGCACGAUACGUUGCAACUACUAACUCGACAUGUCAAACUGAAGAGCCGAAAAGCGACUGCCUAAUAGCCAAACAUAGAGUGAGCAUUACCGAAAACUCAGGAAUUAGGUGCGAGUUUCAAAAAGAGAGUCACUCCCAGAUAUCUGUGAUAACGCCGGGUCUUGUGCCUGAGAUCAACUGUCAAAAUAUACAACAAUAUACAUGCGGAAGCAAGCACUUAGAUUCCCACGUGCCACUAGAUCGCUCAAACCCGUAUGCUAAGGUACAGGCACAGCUAUGCCCCGAAAUAUGCCCUGAUACCUGUCCUCUUUCCCCGUUUCAUGUAUGCCAACCAAACUGUCCGCAAACAGUUUCUCAUACCCAGGCUCGCCCAAGUGAACACAACCAGGGGUAUUCAAAGGUGUUUCCCCAAUUGCAAUCCCAGGGAUCUUCACAGACGUGCCAACAAGUACAGUCCGAAGGAUUUCCACAGGCUGGCCAACAAUUUCAGGCACAGUCGCAAGAACAUCCUCAAACGUGCAGUCCAACAUGUCCAAAAGGUUUUCCCCAAGUGUACCCACAGAUAUACCUGCAAGUGCAGUCUCAAGGGUGCCAGCCGACCUGCCUGCAAGCGCAGUCACAAACGAGCCGGCAAAAAUCGUCGCAAGGGUUCCCGCCAAUACGCAGAGAAGUUUCUGACUCGGAUACGCAGACGCAAUGGUGCAGUAUUUUGUUAGAAGCGCGUCUUCAUGAUGACGGCCGUUACUCUUUCCAUCUGCCACCGUUGCAAGUUUUGAAGUAUUAUUCUUUUUGAAAAUAUAUAAUAACUUAUUAAAAA